AUGGUUCCCAACACAAUGACACAACCAAAGAAGGCCACCAAGCAGGGCAAGCCACCAAAACAACCAGCCAAGAAGGCCCGCACAAGUGCAGGUGUCCAAUUUCAGGAACCAUCUUCUGCCCAACCCUCGGCAGCCUCGGCUGUUCAAGUAGGCAUGUCUUCAUGGAAGGAGACAACACUACUGCCGCGUCUCAAGAUGAGAGUCAAACCUCAUCUCUUACUGCGUCUACUCCGCGAGGUGGAGGGUCUCCAUUCUUCUCUCCUCCUCCUGGGAAGGCGCACAGUGAUGGCGCCAGUAAAUCCUCUCGGGGAUUACUCUGGCGAUGAUCACCGCCGUCAUUCCUCACUGGCUACUCGAAUCUGUUUCCAGAAUGUCAACGGAUUACCAGAAAAUGGCAAUGACUCCAAGCAGCAACAGAUCACCUCCUGGCUGAAGGAAGAACGAGUGGGAACUGCGUUGUUGGCCGAGGCCAAGACGUUUUGGCCUUCUAUCAAUGAAGGUCACGGUUGGAGUGACAGACUCCGCCAAGCUACGAUGAAGUCCGAGCAAAAAGGGUUUUGCUCGUUGGUAGCUUACAAUCGGCAUCAGGACAGAUCUGCUGCCACCUUGGCGGUACAAUGGGGCGGGUGCAUCCCAACCGUUUUGAACCGAGUGACGCACAGGGCUAAGGAAGCUGGCAGAGACCCCACGGUUCGUGGUCCGAUCUCCAAGGACUUGGUGGUGGUCUCCGCGUAUCGUCCGAACAAGCAAGGCCUCGGUGGAUCUACAGUAUGGGCACAACACAGGCUUCACUUUCAUGCAGUGAAUCGAAAAGUUGAUCCAAGGAAAGCCUUUGUGGACGAUCUUUGCAAACAGAUCACCAAAUGGCGUGAUGAAGGAUGUGAGGUGGUUUUGGGUAUAGAUGCAAACGAGGAUGUCACUGUUAACGCACCCCAGUCUAUCCGCCACCGCUUCUGGGCCUGCGGUCUUGAGGAGGCAAUCCUAAAACACCAUCCACCACAAGCAACCCACCAGCGCAACCAACGGAACAUUCCGAUUGAUGGUAUCUUCACCACUUUGGGCGUACCAAUCCUUGCGGGUGGGUACUACGCCUUUGACGAAUUCUUCAAUUGCAAUCAUCGCGGCUUGUGGAUUGAUAUUGAUCUUUCCGCCUCCUUGGGGAACUUCCAACCUCAGAAAUCCAAAUUCAAGCCACGGAAGUUGUCCCUCCAAGACUCUCGAUCUGUACGCAAAUAUCUUCAAUUGGUUCACAAAGGUUAUGCCAAGUACUCCAUCCCGGAGAGAUUGAAUAAGCUGAAUAAGCGUAUUGACCACCUGGGACACCAGAUGACCCCUUCCUUGGUGCGCAAAUACAACUGUUUACACAGACAAAUGUAUACUGUGAAGCGCCAGGCGGAAGAGAGGUGCCCGGCCUUAGCUCCAGGUAAAGUUCCCUGGUCACCAAAAAUGCAGGGAUUCUGGGAUUGUAUGAGCCUUUGGAAGCUUCUGUUGAAAGGCAAGAAGGGUUGCCGUGUGAGUUUGCGCAAAGUUCGCCGGUUGAUGAAGAAGACAGAGUUGCCACAAGCUUGGAGGAAGUCAGCGGUUGAUCUGGAGGACUGCCUGAAGCAAGAGCGCUCCUUGUCCAAGCAGGCCAAACACACCUACGCAGCUCAAUGGAAGAAAGACUUCUUGACAGUCCAAACCAAGGACGCAAAGAAGCAUCCGUGGAAGUCUCGGAAGGCCCGUGAUAGAUUCUUUUGGUUACAACAAAUGAAGCAAAGAGAGGAGGCAAGAUGCCGUCGUUGCGCCCAGAGCAAAGAAUCUACAGGGGGCCUUCAGGCUAUUUAA
Cylindrotheca closterium is the source of this 1827-nucleotide messenger RNA. The record is from the annotation of a GenBank genome assembly. NCBI's taxonomy places the organism in Eukaryota, Bacillariophyta, Bacillariophyceae, Bacillariales, Bacillariaceae.